Molecule: messenger RNA, 105 nt
Organism: Peronospora matthiolae
Lineage: Eukaryota; Oomycota; Peronosporomycetes; Peronosporales; Peronosporaceae
Source: the annotation of a GenBank genome assembly
AUGGUUUCUCACUCUAUAGGUAGCGCGCUUGAAUACGCGUCGAUGGACGACUACGUUGACACCCUCAAUACGCGGCUGACGGCCCUAUCGGCACAAGAGUGUUAG